Molecule: messenger RNA, 1308 nt
Organism: Chelonus insularis
Lineage: Eukaryota; Metazoa; Arthropoda; Insecta; Hymenoptera; Braconidae
Product: Na(+)/H(+) exchange regulatory cofactor NHE-RF1
Exons: 3
Coding region: 508-1275 (255 amino acids)
Biological process (GO): protein localization to plasma membrane
Cellular component (GO): apical plasma membrane
Molecular function (GO): protein-membrane adaptor activity; protein binding
Source: RefSeq, a predicted model, not a curated record
UUUGUAUACUUUUCAUGAAACACGUUCACCUUUUCCUCUCCUUGUCGCAAGUCACAAGUGGUCACGAGACAGUAACCGUACCUUGCAUCGAUUAUUUGUCAUAUUAUUAGUGAAUGCAGGUAUUGCCGACCUUGUCUUGCAUUCACCAACUACAGAUAAAAUACAUGACUUGAAAACGUCCUUGAAGUUUGAAGAAGAUUCAACUGGAGAAGAAGGAAGAGAAUUCUGACAGGUAGAUCGAGAAAGUGAGGAAGAAAAAAAAGAGAAAGAAUAUUAGAAGAGUCUGGAGAGACUUUAAGAGAAGGGGAACGACGAAUAAAGACGAGAAGUAGAAUCUAUAGUAGAGGGAGACAUACAGCUAGUGAUCGGUAAACUCAAGAACGACCGUGUAGAGUCCUGUGAAAUCGUCGAUGUGAUCGUGUGAAUCCACGACGUCGCGUCUUGUUGAUAAUCAAUUAUUUUUGUAUAUUCAAAGAGACUUUAAGUGAAUUUAGUGUGUUAUAAAAAAUGUCGAUGCGAAGCGAUAAUGUGCCUUGUGCUCGACUAUGCCAUAUUGUCAAGUGGGAUGAUUUCGAUGGUUAUGGAUUUAAUCUUCACGCUGAGCGUGGUAAAAAUGGUCAGUUUAUCGGGAAAGUGGACGAUGGUUCACCAAGUCAAGCAGCUGGAUUACGUCAAGGAGAUCGUAUUAUUGAAGUUAAUGAAAUAAAUAUUGCAAAUGAAACACAUAAGCAAGUGGUUGAUCGAAUUAAAGCUUUUCCUAAUGAAACCAAACUCCUUGUGGUGGACCAAGAAGCAGACGAAUAUUACAAGGCCAACAACAUCGUCAUUAGGGGCACGAUGACGGGCAUCAAGGUGAUCAAGACGCCAGAGAGGAAUCCUGCGACCGUUGAGAAUGAAACAAGAUCGGAUGGAAGUAUCAGCUCUGUAGACGAUAAUAUACCUAAAUCAAUAGGAUCAAACGAUACAUCUUCAAAUAGUGGAAGUACAACAGCAGCGAUGACAAUGAAUGAAGAAAAAGUGAAAGAAAAUGAGACUCAAGAAAAUGGUCGUAAUAAUAGUAAUAACAGUGAAAGUAAUGUAAAUGCAACAAAGGAGCGAUUGAACGAGCACUUAGGUACUGAAAAUGGAAAUGUAUCGACUGGUAAGGAGACUAGUCUCAAUCUUAAAAUGAGCGCCAAGGAAUUACGUGCCCAAUUAGCAGCCCGUAAAAAGUAUGAUCCGAAGAAAGAAUCAAUUGGUUUUAAAGAUAAAUUUGAUAUUGUACAAAAAUUGUAAUCCAAUAUACAACGUGAAUAUUUACUGCACAAA